UCUCCCACACCAUGAGCUCCUCCACCUCGGCCUCUCCUUUGCCGACCAAUGUAAAUCUGGUCGGCCACCCACUCUUGGCACAUCACCUGUCUCUCCUGCGUCUGGAGAGCACUCAUGCAAAGGACUUCCGCUCCCUCCUCGAUUCAAUUACUUCCAUCUUGGUCACAGAAGCAACCAGGGGCUUACCAACCACCAGGGUCACAGGUAAGGCACCACUGUGCCAAUUUGAAGGAGAUGAGAUGGCAGAUCGCAUCGCCAUCGUGCCCAUCCUGCGAGCCGGUCUAGGAAUGGUCAACUCGGCCCUGGCUCUCUUGCCUACCUCUACUUCGGUCCUGCACAUCGGCCUCUUCCGGGAGAAGGUGUCCCUUCAGCCCGUCGAGUACUACAGCAAGCUCCCCGCCCAACCCACCUGUAGCGAGGUACUCAUCCUCGAUCCCCUCAUUGCUACGGGAGGUACAGCUACUGCCUGUGUGAACAUGAUCGUCGAUUGGGGUGUGCCAGUGGAAAAGGUCAAGCUGCUCUGUGUCCUUGCCAGUGAGCAAGGGUUGAGAGAAGUCGCACAGACCUUCCCUGGAUUGAAGAUCUAUGUCGGACAGGUAGAUGCACAGUUGACAAAGGAAGGUGGAUACAUCCUCCCCGGGUUGGGAGACUGUGGUGAUCGCCUCUUUGAGACGCAAUAGAGGAGAGGCGAUCCGCAAGCGAGGAGAGCGGUAUGGCCGCAUCAGCUACGGGACAAAGGAGGGAAUCCAUAGACAGUCACUGGGCAUCUCAUACCAAAGGGGAUCAAGCAUGCCGAAUAACCUCAUUUUGUACUUCUCAGACGCAGCUAGAGUGUCCUGAAAUCUCAGGUUGAAGCUGUUGACGGAAAUGAAUGAAUGAAUGAAUGAAUUCACUUGAGCACAGAAAGCAGUAUGAGAAGUCUGGCGCAAAGAAGCAAGGGAAUGAAUCUCAAUUGCUCCAAAAGCAAAGC
This is a messenger RNA of Microstroma glucosiphilum, 970 nucleotides long. Its product is annotated as putative uracil phosphoribosyltransferase. The transcript has 2 exons. NCBI's taxonomy places the organism in Eukaryota, Fungi, Basidiomycota, Exobasidiomycetes, Microstromatales, Microstromataceae. The record is from RefSeq and is a predicted model, not a curated record. The coding region runs from base 12 to 680 and encodes 222 amino acids.